Messenger RNA from Penicillium paradoxum, 1035 nucleotides. RefSeq lists its product as uncharacterized. Bases 1 to 1035 code for a protein of 344 amino acids. Lineage: Eukaryota; Fungi; Ascomycota; Eurotiomycetes; Eurotiales; Aspergillaceae. Gene Ontology annotation, biological process: mitotic sister chromatid segregation; kinetochore assembly. The transcript is spliced from 2 exons. The record is from RefSeq and is a predicted model, not a curated record. Gene Ontology annotation, cellular component: nucleus.
AUGGAUAUCUCUGAUCAGACUGUGCAAAAGAUCCAAAAAUUUGCAGAGAAGCGGCGAGACGCAGAGCUUGAAUCAGAAAAAGAGCCCCUCAGUGGAACCACAUUGCAUGUCUACACGCGACGCUUGGAUGCAACCCUACAAGGACUCCAGGAGCAAGUCAAACGCCAGCAGGAUGAACUAAACAAGCUCCGGGAGCUUAACUCCCUUGAUCUGACAGAAACGGGCACUGAUACUUGGGCCCGUGUCUCUCAAGCCAGACGGGCCAAGAAAGCAUAUGACUCGCUUCUCAAGACCGAUGAUGAGCACCCAGCAACAGACUCAGUAUUACCAUCACUCCUAGCCCUUGAAGAGACUGCACGGCUUGUCCAGGAGAAUAAGGUAUCUGUCACAAUGACAGCCGAACAACUCUCUGUGGACCGUGAGCGCUUGCGAACUGAAGAAGCCAAUCUGCGCGACUCCCAAUCAAUCGCAAGCGGGCUUCGAGAGCGGAUCAAGAGAAUUCGCACUGCAAACGAAAGAAAGGGAGAGCAGACUCCCUCACAGGUAGCGCGCGAGCAGCUAGGUGAACAGAAAAAGCGGAACAAAGAGCUUGAUCACACAUCCGCGAAGCUCAAGGUCUCGCUAGACAAGUUCAUCGAUGAGACCCUCGCUCCAAUGCUUGCUGCAGAGGAUUUGGGCGGCCCGACUGUUGGUGAUGCGUUCGAGGUGUCAGAUGCUGCGCUGAAGGCGGGUUACACGGCACAUGGCAAGCCUAAGAAGCAGAAAGAGCCUGUGGAAUCGGAGGAUGGAUCACAACAGCGGAUUGAUAAAUUUAUGAAACGCAACGUGGACGAAUCUUCCAUAAACAAGAGGGAGGCAGCUGCAAAGGAGAUGCAUGAUCUCCUCGACGCUAUGUUGGAGGCCAACUCCUAUAUCGAUUUGACACGCGACUCGGCGUCUUCGAGGUUCCUUGUGAGAGCCAAAGUCGCGCAGUUUCAUCCUCGUGACGCACGGCGGCUUCGAUUGAUUGAUUUUGGCCGCUCACUAGGAUUCUGA